Lates calcarifer (barramundi perch) is the source of this 3210-nucleotide messenger RNA. RefSeq names its product STEAP family member 3, metalloreductase (gene steap3). Gene Ontology annotation, cellular component: endosome; plasma membrane. NCBI's taxonomy places the organism in Eukaryota, Metazoa, Chordata, Actinopteri, Centropomidae. The record is from RefSeq and is a predicted model, not a curated record. Gene Ontology annotation, molecular function: ferric-chelate reductase (NADPH) activity; cupric reductase (NADH) activity. The coding region runs from base 214 to 1689 and encodes 491 amino acids. The transcript has 6 exons. Gene Ontology annotation, biological process: copper ion import.
ACAUGACAGACAAGGACCCCUGCCCUCUACGUUUAUGAAAGUGUUAUUCGAAGUGUAGGACAACAACAAUAUCGUUGAUAGCAGAUCUGAACGUGCGACGUUUAACAUUUAGGUUCUGUUUAACAUCUCUGAAUAUAUUUACACUACUUACUUACCGCCGAUUUAAUCACCUCAAAGUAUUAACAGUUCGUUCGCUGUCUAGAGCAGUCAACCAUGCAGAAUGACAUGAAGACUCCCUUGUUGGCCGGUGCUGCAUCUGAUGCCUCAGAGCCCCUGCCCCGGUGCCCAGGAGGCCCUGUGAUCAGUAUCAUUGGCUCUGGAGACUUCUCCCGGUCCCUUGCAAUCCGGCUGGUGGCCUGUGGUUUUAGGGUGGUGGUGGGUAGUCGCAACCCAAACCGUAUUGACAGGGGUCUGUUUCCUGAUGGGGUGGAUAUACGAUCGCAGAAGGAGGCAGUGGACAGUGCAGAGAGGGUGGUUUUUGCUGCAGUCUACCCAGAGCACUAUUACACCCUGGUGGGGCUGAGGCGUCAGCUGGCCGGCAAGGUGCUGGUAGAUGUAAGCAGUGCCACCAGGCUAAACAGUGGAGAGCAGUCAAAUGCAGAGAAACUUGCAGAGCUUUUCCCAGAGAGCAGGGUGGUGAAGGGCUUCAAUGUUAUCUCUGCAUGGGCACUGCAGGCUGGAGUUCAUGAUGGAAGCAGGCAGGUCCUGAUCUGCAGCGACUGCUCCACCUCUAAAGACACUGUGCUCCAGCUGGCUCGUUCUAUGGGCUUUAGCCCCAUGGAUGUGGGAGGUCUGUGCCAAUCCAGAGACAUUGAGGAAGCCCCACUCAUCCUCUUCCCCUCCUGGGGAGGCCCCAUUUUGACUACCUUCAUUCUCUUCCUGUUCUUCUAUGGAUACAACUCUCUGAAGCAUAUACUGCUGCCCUACCUUGAUAAAGGACAGAACAAUUUCCACCAGCUCCCACUAGUGACUAUGAAUGAGACACUGCCAGCGGUUGCCUUGGUUACACUGGCUCUAGUCUAUCUACCAGGUCUGGUGGCGGCUGUUUUUCAGCUGUGCAGGGGAACCAAAUAUAAGAGAUUUCCACGUUGGCUAGAUCACUGGCUGUGCAGGCGGAAGCAGCUUGGCCUGCUAAGCUUCCUUUGCGUUGUCCUCCAUGCUGUGUACAGUAUGUGUCUGACACUGCGGAGGGCUGCAGGGUACACACUACUCAAUGCUGCUUACCACCAGGUGAAAGCUGAUGUUGAAAACUCCUCAGUGGGGCAGCAGGUAUGGAGGUCUGACCUUUACCUGUCCUGUGGAAUUCUUGGAUUUGGAGUCCUCACUCUGUUAGCUAUUACUUCUCUGCCCUCUGUGGGAAAUGCCUUCAACUGGAGGGAGUUUACAUUUGUUCAGUCAGGACUUGGUUAUACUGCUUUAACUUUAUCCAUCAUGCACACUCUCUUCUUCGGCUGGGACUUCGCCUUCUUCCCUGUGGCCUAUCCUUAUUACCUGCCACCAAUGUACCUGCUGGCCCUCAUCCUGCCCUGCAUAGUUCUGGUCGGACGGCUCUUCUUGGCUCUGCCAUGCCUGACAUUAAGACUGGCAAAGAUCCGAAGGGGUUGGGAGAGUGCAAGACACUGGCCCCGAAAUAACCAGGAGCCAAGGUCAAAUGAAGCAGAUCCUCCUCAAAAUGUUGGUGACGUCUAGUGUUCAAGAUAUUAAGUCUGGACAUGCCAUAUUUUUGUUUUUUCUCUGUGACAGUAUAAAUUCUGUCACUUCUUCUGUACUUUGAGAAGGUAGAGCUGAACAUUACUGGAAAAAGAGACACACAGUGACAGGAGGGGGAAAAUAGAGAGAGUGCAGAGCAGUGAUCUAACCUGUCCAUGAUCCUAGCGUAGCCUUAAUUUUUUUGCAAUGACUUGGCAUUCUAAGAUUUUUAAGAUUAUUGUUAGAAAGUUUUUUUUUUUAGUUAUUAACAGUCUAGAAAGUCUAGAAAUUUAGACAAGGGGCAUCUCUUCACAGCAGAUGUCAUGUCCUGCUGGAUUCCUAAGUGAGACAGCAGAGUGACAGGGGCCAGUUGCUGCUAGACAUUUCGUAGGCCAUUUAAGAUUAGCCUGUGCACACUUGGCAUCAGCCAGCUUCAAAUGGCAUAUAUUUCUUGGUCACUUGGUCUUGGCUACAAAUGCAGUUUUAAUUAUCAGUUAGUCCGCCAAAUACUUUCUGAAUUAAUAAUGCAACAUUUAAAAAAAUCUCAUCACAGUCUUUCAACGUCUAAGGCAACACUGUCCAAUGAUUUGUUUGACCAUCAGUCUAAAGAAAUGCAAUUUACUGUCAUCAAAGACUAAGAAAAUCAGCAAGAGGCUCGAACAGUGUCUCAAGGAUAAUUGUUAUUUUAUGAUCAAAAAUUUAUUUAAUGAUUAAUCAAUUAUUAUUGACCUGCUGUGUUUUUACUAAAUGUGUUAUUUUAUAUUAGUGUAGCAGUUGAAAUAUAAGUGUACCAGAUGAUCAUUCUCUAAUUUACCCAUGAUUAGUACCAAAUGCAGCACCCUGGUGGCCUAGCGGUUAAGGAUCACCUAGUGGUUUGAAACCCUGGUUUGAGUGUGACCAGGGACCAUGGGUUGUCAUUGCCCAAUUCUAUAUAUCUUGUUUCCUGUAUUGUCAAUAUCUAAUUAAGGCAUAAAUUGCCUUAAUUUUCAGUUUACAAUGAAAAAUGAUUUAUCCAUGAUCCUCAAACAUGCUAAGUUUUUAACACAUUUUAACCAAAAACAGAAAGUUUUGUCCUUAUCUUGUGGAGAACUCUGCACAGCCAUUAAGAUGAACUGUCCUCAGGGAACAGAAUACAAUUUUCCUUCAAGGGGAUUUACAUAUGACUUUAUGUACUUAAAAAAGGUAUAAUAGUACAAUUUAGGUGUAAACUAAAAGGGCCUUGUAGGUUGAUUGCACACAGGAGUCACUUCUGUCAGGAUGUUCAGUCCUUGGAAUUGAAGUUUGUUUAUGAAAAAGUUACAAAGUAUCACCUGUAAUACACAUUUCACCCUCAAUAUCAUUUUAAACCUUUUCAUUUGUAAUUUUUUGUUCAGGAAUAAUUAUUUCUGCAGUUUGGAAACAAGCUUUGCUGAUCUGUUUUAAAUGACAUCUCCGAUGUGGAACACAAAAACAAUUGAAUUACACCUGUAAAAUGUGCUUCAGUACUGCAGUCCUACAAUAAAUCCUAUCUAUAUCAAGUUA